AUGGUCUCGCUCAAGAUAUUUAGUCUAGUCGCUCUGCUGGUCGGAAGUUCGUUUGCUGCUCCCAACCUUCCUCUUCCGCUUCAAGAGCGCAAAGAUGAAGCGUCCGGAUCCAUUCUGGUCAGGACUCUCGAUGUGCCCGCAGUAGAGCGUGGCGUGAAAUUCAUCCAGAGACGGAUUCCCGAGACGUCCAUCACCGACAUCGAGUCACCUGGCGGCGUGAUGCUCAGGGAUAGUGGUGCAAGAAAGUGGCUGGCAAUGGAGACUGAUCUUACCAUUGAUGAGUCAGCCGUUCCUGGAGGUCAGAACAAGCGGCAACUCCCAGACACCAACCCCACAAUGGCGAACGGUGGUGAUCCUGUGCCCUUUGCGAACGGGGGCGCUAUGAAGGCAAAACGUCCUACCAUCCCAAUCAAUCGGGGCUUUCGCCGGUUCUCACCCUCGCGUGGUCAGUUACAUCAAGGCCACCUACCCGUUCGGAGGUCCCAAGCGAAGGUCGCCGCCAAGAAUUGGGAAAUCCCGUCUGGGGGAAAGACGCGGCUAGUCUGGAUUAUUUUCACUUUGAACUGGGAUCUCCCGGUCCUGGCAUGUACAUACCAAUCCGCCUUGUACUUUCUCCCCCCUGAGUUCACAAUGGCUAUCCGCGAGGGCUCGGCUGCAUCGAUUGUCCCCACACUUGCUUCUAUCAAGGCCCAACGGAAUGGAUCCGCUCCGCACGAGACAGUGAAUGGGCCGAGCAACAACACGAAUGGGACCUUCAAUCAUUGUCUCGUAUUGGCAGCUAAUCGUCUUCGGGAAAAUAAGGGGGGUGUCAUUAUGGACGUCGUCAAUGCCCAGCAAGCUCGUAUUGCGGAAGAAGCAGGCGCUUGUGCCGUGAUGGCAUUGGAGCGUGUCCCAGCGGAUAUUCGGGCUACUGGUGGUGUUGCGCGUAUGUAUUCUGUCAUCCACCAGAGCGACCCUAAGCUCAUAAAGGAAAUCAUCGAAGCUGUCACGAUUCCUGUGAUGGCCAAAGUCCGGAUCGGUCACUUCGUGGAAGCCCAAAUUAUCCAGGCUAUUGGAGCCGACUAUAUCGACGAGUCCGAAGUGCUCACCCCUGCUGACGAAGAGCAUCAUAUCAAUAAGCACGAUUUUCGCAUUCCUUUCGUCUGUGGCGCUACUAGUUUGGGUGAGGCUUUAAGACGCAUUUCCGAGGGAGCAGCAAUGAUUCGCACCAAGGGAGAAGCGGGGACGGGGAAUGUUCUGGAGGCAAGCGCCACUUUAUUACUUUAUCUCACUCCGUACAGAGAGCUUUCCAUAGGCGGUCCGCCACGCGCGUUCCCCUCGCUGUCCCCUGAAGAGCUCUACUCUUAUGCGAAAGAAAUUGGUGCGCCGUACGAGCUACUAAAGGAGACUGCCAGGCUAGGAAGACUACCUGUGGUGAGCUUUGCGGCAGGGGGAGUCGCCACCCCUGCAGACGCCGCCAUGAUGAUGCAAUUGGGAUGUGACGGAGUGUUCGUUGGAUCUGGUAUCUUUUUGUCAGGCGACCCAGCUAAGCGCGCUCGCGCCAUAGUUCAGGCAGUCACCCAUUAUAACGAUCCCAAGGUACUAGCUGAAGUCUCGGAAGACCUUGGAGAGGCUAUGGUAGGGCUUACCAUUGACGACAAUUUGAGAGGUGGACGGUUUGCGGGGCGGUAA
Messenger RNA from Cantharellus anzutake, 1671 nucleotides. Its product is annotated as SOR/SNZ family-domain-containing protein. The transcript is spliced from 17 exons. Gene Ontology annotation, molecular function: amine-lyase activity. Bases 1 to 1671 code for a protein of 556 amino acids. The record is from RefSeq and is a predicted model, not a curated record. NCBI's taxonomy places the organism in Eukaryota, Fungi, Basidiomycota, Agaricomycetes, Cantharellales, Hydnaceae. Gene Ontology annotation, biological process: pyridoxine biosynthetic process; amino acid metabolic process; pyridoxal 5'-phosphate biosynthetic process.